AUGAAACCAUCGAUUGUUAUUGUUGGUCUUGAUCAAGUAUUUCUCGAUGAAACAAUUCAAGGUCUAUCUGGGGACAAUAAAAUCAAUGAUAAUAAUCUAAUAGAAUGGACUAUUGAUACCAAAUAUUAUACUGCCGAUGUUAAUAUAUGUCCAUUAAAUACGAAAAUGCUUGUCGAAGAAUCAGUUGCUAAUUCAGCUCAAGUUCUUAUUGUACUUCUAGAUCCAUCACAUAUAAAUAGUCGUACAAAACUUGAUAGUUGGUUACCAUUUUUAAGCGUUCUUAAUGAAUGUGAAACAAAAUUACUUGUUGCUCGAAAUGUUGAUGCACUAUUAAAUACAAUAUCAAGAACAGAUAUAAAACAAUGGUGUACAGAACAUGAUUAUGAAUUACUUGAACUUGAAAAAAAUAAAACAUCAGAAACAGAUGAUGAGGAUGAUGAUGAAGAUGGAGAGGAUGAUGAAAAUGCUCAUCGUAAUCUAUCGAGAUGUCUAUGGUAUACCACGUUUAAUUCAAACACUGCAUACUCAUCAAUGGCCAAAUAUGAAUCUUAA
Adineta steineri is the source of this 552-nucleotide messenger RNA. The record is from the annotation of a GenBank genome assembly. NCBI's taxonomy places the organism in Eukaryota, Metazoa, Rotifera, Eurotatoria, Adinetida, Adinetidae.